Solea solea (common sole) is the source of this 3046-nucleotide messenger RNA. RefSeq names its product spliceosome associated factor 1, recruiter of U4/U6.U5 tri-snRNP (gene sart1). Gene Ontology annotation, biological process: maturation of 5S rRNA; mRNA cis splicing, via spliceosome. The record is from RefSeq and is a predicted model, not a curated record. NCBI's taxonomy places the organism in Eukaryota, Metazoa, Chordata, Actinopteri, Pleuronectiformes, Soleidae. The transcript has a single exon. Gene Ontology annotation, cellular component: U4/U6 x U5 tri-snRNP complex. Bases 294 to 2609 code for a protein of 771 amino acids.
UUAAGCGAAAUUAAGCGCAGAGGAGAGACAGCUGAGAAAUUCACCUCCACAUUUACCCGAUUAAUAUCAGUUUUUCGGACUCAAGGUUUGUUCGCUUUUUUGGCUCCGCGCUGAGCAAGUUGUGACGUCGGUUAGCCUAGUGGCCUCUGAAGCUAACAGUCAAAGAAGGAAACGACGGAAUAAAGGAAAUCUAAUUCCUAGAUUGUCCACGUUAACCCCAUCAAAGACAAAGUACGUAUACUCUCCGUUACUGGGAUUUUGUGUUUCCGCUGUAGGAACCAGUGAACUAGACAAUGGGGUCGUCAAAGAAACACAAGGAAAAGAGUCGCGAUAAAGACACAGAGGAGCGCCGUCGCGAGCACAAAAAACAUCGCCACAAGGACCGAGACGCUUCGGAUCGGGAUGGAACACGGGAUAAAGAAAAACGUAAGCGCUCCAGGUCCAAGGAGAGGAGUGGACGAGAUAGCCGCAGCAAAGGUGAAAAGGGCAGCGGUGAGCCACGCGUGAAAAAAGAGAAAGUUGACAUUGGAUAUGAAGAGAGCAAUGCUGAAGUACAACCCCAAUCUGCGAGCGGAGAUGCUUCACUCAGUAUCGAAGAAACAAACAAACUUAGAGCGAAGCUGGGUUUGAAGCCCCUGGAGUUAAAUGAGAACAAGAAGGAGCUCGGUACCAAAGAGGAGCCGAUGGUGGCCGCGACCAUUAACCCUGUAAUCAUCAAACAGCAAAAAGAGAUGAAAGAGAAGCUUGCCGCUAUGAAAGAAAAACGCAUCCUGAACCAGAAAUUGGGCAAAGUUAAGACUUUGGCUGAAGAUGACUGGCUAGAUGACACAGCUGCUUGGGUAGAAAGAAAUAGAAAGGUGACCAAAGAAAAGGAAAUGGCAGAGAAAAGAGCCAAACUUCUGGAGGAGAUGGACCAGGAGUUUGGUGUCAGCAGUCUCGUGGAGGAGGAGUUUGCACAAAGAAAAAAGGUUGCCUACUCAUCCCGAGAUUUGAAGGGACUCAAAGUGCAGCACAAAGUGGACUCAUUCACCGAGGGCCAGACUGUCAUCCUAACCUUGCAGGACAAAGGUGUACUUGAGGAGGAGGAAGAUGUGCUUGUAAAUGUGGGGCUGGUAGACAAGGAAAAAGCUGAAAAGAAUGUGGAGUUGAAAAAGAAAAAGCCAGAGUACAAGCCCUAUGAAGAAGAGGAGAGUGUGGAUGACAUGGUUACAUUAAAGUCCCACUCUGUUCUUUCAAAAUAUGAUGAGGAAAUUGAGGGCGAAAAGAAAAAGAGUUUCCGGUUGAAUACUGGGGGCUUUGCUGACGGGAUGCGAGAGCGGGAGCUUCAGGUCAUGAGAGAGACUCUGCGAAAUCAGGCCCAGUCCUUGGAAAUGCCAGCACUCGCCAUCGCCUCAGAGUAUUACACACCUCAGGAAAUGGUGGGCUUUAAAAAGACAACACGACGUGGGAAGAAGAUCAGGAAGAAGGAAAAGCAUUCAUCUGCAAAGGAACUACAACUUGAUGACACUCGCAGCUCUGAUUUUGGUUCCAGGACACGCGGUCGAGGCCGCAAACAGCUAGAUGAUGAUGUCGAGGAAGUAAAGUUGGAGGAUAGCAAACCACCACAAGAUAUCCCCCAGAUGUCUGAUGACAUCAGGAUGGCAGAAAUGGAUAUAAGUGACGAUGAAGACUUUGUCAUUCCUGAGCCUGCUAUAAUUGAGGAGGAUGAGGCAGAGCAGGAGCUUCAGAAACAGCUGGAGAAGCAGAGGAAGCUGAAACAAAAGCAGCUUCUUAAGGACUCUGGGGAGAAGGUGGCAGAGCAGAUUAAAGUGCUUGAUAAAGGUGAGGAUGACAAUGAUCCUGAAAAGAGAAACAACAUUGUCUUCAAUGCCACCUCAGAGUUUUGCAGGACUCUUGGUGAUAUUCCAACUUAUGGGCUGUCAGGCAACAGAGAAGACCAAGAAGAAAUUAUGGACUUUGAACAGACAGAAGAGAAAGACGAGGCUGGAGAUUCAGAUUCAGAAAUUGAUGAAAAUGUUGGAUGGAGCACAGUCAACUUGGAUGAAGAGAUAAAACAACCUGACUUUGCUACAGCUUCAGCCACCAUUUUGGACGAAGAGCCCAUUGUCAACUCUGGCCUUGCUGCUGCUUUGCUGUUGUGCAAAAAUAAAGGUCUGUUGGACACUCAAAUGCAGAAAGUAGCUCGUGUCAAAGCUACAAAGGGUGCUCUACCCAAUGAUAACUACUGCAUUGAGGACAAGAUGGGCUUUGAUGAUAAAUACAGUCGCAGAGAAGAAUACAGAGGGUUCACACAAGAUUUCAAGGACAAAGAUGGGUACAGACCUGAUGUCAAGAUUGAGUAUGUAGAUGAGUCUGGGAGGAGACUUACUCCAAAAGAAGCUUUCAGACAGCUCUCACACAGAUUCCAUGGGAAAGGGUCUGGAAAGAUGAAGACUGAGAGGAGGAUGAAAAAGCUGGAAGAGGAGGCACUGCUGAAAAAGAUGAGCAGCAGUGAUACUCCGCUGGGGACUGUGGCUUUGCUUCAGGAGAAGCAGAAAUCCCAGAAAACACCCUAUAUUGUGCUAAGUGGCAGUGGGAAAAGCAUGAACGCGAACACCAUCACUAAAUAAGUAAACCGUGGAAAGUGAAUAAUCUUAUCUAGUACACUUUCUCACAGAUGUUUUAAGUAGUGUAACUGCUACAAUUUCUUGGCUUAGUUCAUACAAGCGUCAUUGUUGUAGUGUGGUAAUGUUGAAUAAAAUGAAUAUAAGUAAGACAUGUUUUUUUUUUUUUACAUUUGAAUUUUCAAAAUUAAGUAACUCGGGGCAUAACAAAGUACAAUAUUCCCUUCAUGAAAACAUGUAGUUGAUUGUGCAGUGUUAGUUUAAUUUUUAUGCAUCUGUUAAUUUCAUGAGAGCUGUUGCCUUGCAUGGUCAUUUAACUACAAAUGAGUGGGAACAGAAACAAUUUGAUAUGUAUUUGCUAUCAUGAGUGGCAAAAGUUGAUGACAAUUUUCAUUCAGCUUUAUGAUGUGAUUUACAACAGAAAUAAAAAUACAUAAAAUAUA